Molecule: messenger RNA, 2537 nt
Organism: Panicum virgatum (switchgrass)
Lineage: Eukaryota; Viridiplantae; Streptophyta; Magnoliopsida; Poales; Poaceae
Product: cyclic nucleotide-gated ion channel 1-like
Exons: 7
Coding region: 229-2142 (637 amino acids)
Biological process (GO): transmembrane transport; potassium ion transport
Cellular component (GO): membrane
Molecular function (GO): voltage-gated potassium channel activity
Source: RefSeq, a predicted model, not a curated record
UUCCCCCGCCGCCACCACCACCACAACCACCAUCAUGCGGCGAAGUCCCCCUCAGCGCGAAGCUUCGUCGCCUUUUCUCCCCCCAACCCCGCCCGCCCACCGCGCCCGCGUCGGAGGGGAAAGGAGGCGCCCGCGCGCCCCCAAAUAGAAGGCCUAGGGAGCCUGAUGCCUGAGAAUACCAGGCUUGGAGGGUAGAUCUAAUCCUACUCGCGGCUAAAUUGGAAGAAAAUGAUGAUGGGAAAAGAGGACAGAUAUGUGAGAUUUCAGGACUGGAGAUCAGAGCAGUCUGUUAGCUCAGAGAACAUAGUUGUUCCUCGUAGAAAUGAUGUUUCAGUUUUCGAUUCACUUAAAGAAAGAACUGCCAGAGUUUUUGCAUUCCUUGGAAACCUUUUGCACUCAGAAACCUCAAAUAGAUCAAUGGUGAACGAAAGAAAGUCUGCAACAGGAACUCUUCAUCCCCAAGGGCCAUUUCUACAAAAAUGGAAUAGGAUAUUUGUGAUAUCAUGUAUAUUUGCAGUUUCAGUGGACCCAUUGUUCUUAUAUAUCCCAGUUAUCAGUGAUGAAAAACCUUGCUGGUACUUGGAUAGAAAGUUGGAAAAGGCAGCAAGUGUCCUGCGUUUUUUCACAGAUAUUUUCUACAUACUCCAUAUCAUAUUUCAGUUCCGGACAGGCUUCCUUGCAUCAUCUCCUACAACUUUUGGUCGGGGUGUCUUGAUUGAAGAUAGAUAUGCAAUAACCAAGCGAUACUUAUCAACAUAUUUUUUUAUUGAUGUCUUCGCUAUUCUACCCAUCCCUCAGGUCCUUGGAGCAAUUUGGUACUUACUUUCUAUCCAACGCCAAGAUUCCUGCUGGAGACAUCAGUGUAGAAACAAUACAACAUGUGCUGCAGAUGCUGCAUCUUUAUACUGUGGGGCUGUUCAUAAGAAUGAGACCUAUGCUUUUUUAAAUACUGUUUGCUUAUUAGGUGUCCCGACAAACAAUCUUCCAGAUCCAGUCUUUGGAAUUUAUGCGCCAGCUAUAAAAAAUAUAUCACAAUCAAGAAGUUUCUUUACAAAAUUGUUCUACUGUGUUUGGUGGGGUCUGCAAAAUCUCAGUUCUCUUGGCCAAAACCUGAAAACAAGCACUUAUGCAUGGGAGAAUUUAUUUGCAGUUUUUGUCUCAAUAUCAGGUUUAGUUCUGUUUGCGCUGCUUAUUGGUAAUGUGCAGACCUAUUUGCAAUCAGCUUCUCUGAGAAUAGAGGAAACAAGAAUGAAAAGCCGCGAUACAGAUCAGUGGAUGUCAUAUCGACAUCUUCCUGAGAAUCUCAAAGAAAGAAUACGACGUUAUGAACAGUACAGAUGGCAAGAAACAAGUGGUGUUGAUGAAGAACAACUCCUUAUGAACCUCCCCAAAGAUCUUAGGAGGGACAUAAAACGACAUCUUUGUUUAUCACUUCUCAUGAGGGUUCCAAUGUUUGAAAAUAUGGACGAACAGCUCUUGGAUGCCUUGUGUGACCGCCUAAAGCCCAUUCUAUACACAGAAGAUAGCUGCAUCAUUCGUGAAGGGGAUCCAGUAACCGAAAUGCUCUUCAUCAUGCGAGGAAAUCUAAUGAGCAUGACGACAAACGGUGGAAGAACUGGCUUCUUCAACUCCGAUGUUCUGAAAGGUGGAGAUUUCUGUGGCGAGGAGCUCCUCACCUGGGCUCUUGACCCCACAUCAACAUCAAGCCUCCCCAGCUCAACAAGGACGGUGAAAACUAUAUCCGAAGUCGAAGCUUUUGCUUUGAGGGCUGAAGACUUGAGGUUUGUGGCCACCCAGUUCAGACGACUCCACAGCAAGCAGCUCCAGCACACUUUCAGGUUCUACUCGCAGCAGUGGAGAACCUGGGCUGCCUGUUUCAUCCAAGCAGCCUGGCACCGGUACUGCAGGAAGAAGAUUGAAGAUUCCUUGCGCUUGAAGGAGAAGAGGCUGCAGUUUGCGAUUGUGAAUGAAGGCUCCACCUCUCACAGCUUCAUGGCAGCACUAUAUGCUUCACGUUUCGCUGGAAACAUGAUAAGGAUCCUGAGGAGAAACGCCACUCGCAAGGCGCGCCUCCAGGAACGAGUGCCUGCAAGGCUGCUGCAGAAGCCAGCGGAACCCAACUUCUCCGUAGAAGAGCAGUAGCUUGCUGUUGGGCUUUGCCUUUGGCAGAAAUGGAUACAAGUUGUUUGUGCACGACUUCUUCAGUUUUCCACUCGCUGAUACUGCUAAAGUUGGAACGGCCAAAGCAGAAAUGAGAAAAAAAACAGAGGAAAAUAUAGUGCUAGCAUAACUAGUUGGUGAUGUAGACGAUGCCUGCUUUUCAGAGCUUUUGAGUAGCGUUGUAUAUGCCUUACCUAAAAAAUGUAGCGGUUUAUGUGCUUGUUUAACGUAGGUGUGAUUAGCAAUGUAGUGGUACUAUACACUUCAAAAUAUAUGUGUAGUGAGCGAUGGUUUUAGUGUUCUGCGCAUGGUAGAUGGGACUGGUAAGUGCCAUCUGAACUUCACGUGGCAUGAACAAACUGCUCGUUUUGGUUUUA